Coniosporium apollinis CBS 100218 is the source of this 1104-nucleotide messenger RNA. RefSeq lists its product as uncharacterized. NCBI's taxonomy places the organism in Eukaryota, Fungi, Ascomycota, Dothideomycetes. Gene Ontology annotation, biological process: negative regulation of translation; mRNA catabolic process. Gene Ontology annotation, cellular component: CCR4-NOT complex; CCR4-NOT core complex; P-body. The transcript has 4 exons. The record is from RefSeq and is a predicted model, not a curated record. The coding region runs from base 1 to 1104 and encodes 367 amino acids.
AUGAUGCCCCAGGGCCACGUCUUCUCCCACCAGCACCAGUACCCUCCCGCUGACUGGCCGAACCACCAUCAACAACACAACCACCACGCCGCACAGCAGCACGCCCAAGCCCAAGCAGCCGCCGCCGCCGCGGCAGCAGCCCAGCAGCAGCACUACAAUCGCAUAGCAGCGAACAACAACAGCUCCAUACCCGGCGCCAACGCUGGCAUGAGCAUUGGAGAUCACGCUCCAACCAUGGCCCCCGCAGAUCAAGGAGUCAGUGAAGACAAUCGGAGAGUCCUGGAAUGGAUCGCGCAGCUCCUGAGGCCCGAAACACGCGAGACGGCGCUCCUGGAACUGAGCAAGAAGAGGGAGCAAGUGCCAGAGCUGGCGCUGAUACUGUGGCAUUCGUUUGGCGUCAUGACAUCGCUCCUCCAAGAGAUCAUCUCCGUCUAUCCCCUCCUCGCGCCCGCGCAGCUGACUGCAGCGGCGUCGAACCGGGUCUGCAACGCGCUCGCCCUGCUGCAGUGCGUGGCCUCGCACACCGAGACGCGCAGCCUGUUUCUUAGCGCACACAUCCCCCUCUUCCUCUACCCCUUCCUGAACACGACCUCCAAGUCCCGCCCCUUCGAGUAUCUCCGCCUCACCUCCCUCGGCGUGAUCGGCGCGCUCGUCAAGAACGACUCCAGCGACGUGAUAAACUUCCUGCUCACGACCGAGAUCAUCCCGCUGUGUCUGCGCAUCAUGGAGACGGGGUCCGAGCUCAGCAAGACAGUCGCCAUCUUCAUCGUGCAGAAGAUCCUGCUCGACGACCUCGGGCUGGCGUACAUCUGCCAGACGUACGAGCGCUUCUACGCCGUCGGCACUGUGCUGAGCAAUAUGGUGAAUCAGCUGGUCGAGCAGCAGACGGUGCGGCUGUUGAAGCAUGUCGUGCGGCUCAGCGACAAUGCCCGCGCCCGCGAAGCCCUCCGCCAGUGCCUCCCCGAGCCCCUGCGCGACGCGACCUUCUCCUCAGUCCUCCGAGACGACGCGGCAACGAAGCGCUGUCUGGCGCAGCUCCUCAUCAACCUGUCCGACAACGUCGUGGACACCAACAGCCAAGCCAUGAUCCACCACGGGCCCUAA